AUGAUGGAAUCUAAUCAGGCGACCCUACGUAAAGCUCCGCUUUGAUUGGCAACACUUGAGGAUCCCUGGGCUCCUAAAUUGUUCAGCCUGAACUACACAACUGGGUCCCUUAUCAGGCACAAAACCCACCCUCCCCUACCUUUGCCCACCUCCAUUAUUUCAGCUAUUUUGAAGGAGGCUUCUCUUCUUUUUCUUAAGAUGGCACAGCAAAAGGUAGUGCUGAAGAUUCUGGCCAUGAAUGAUGAGAAGACAAAGCAGAAAGCAAUAGAGGCUGCCGCCGAGAUCUAUGGCAUUGAUUCAAUAGCUGCUGAUCUGAAGGAACAGAAGAUGACCAUUGUAGGCGAGAUGGACACGGUGGCAAUUGCAAAGAAGUUGAAGAAAAUAGGAAAGAUCGAUAUCAUAUCAGUAGGGCCAGCGAAAGAAGAAAAGAAAGAGGAGAAGAAAGAAGAAAAGAAAGAAGAGAAGAAAUAGAGCAGCGCAGCGUCUCAAUGCGAGUACUAGUGGUUUUUCCCCUAAUAAACCAAUACCUGUUUCUCUUGCUCUGUACUAGUCGACCCAUAAACCAUCUCAGCCUGUCACUCCCAUCUUUUCAAAACAAGUGGGCGAGGAAAUGCUCUAUGCUUCACAUUCCACAAUCUAGUAUUGACUUCCACGAUGUCUCUUUCACUUACCUACCUAAUAGUAUGACUUGUUUUUCUGUAAGGAAGAUGGUGACAAAUUUGACA
Phoenix dactylifera (date palm) is the source of this 725-nucleotide messenger RNA. Its product is annotated as heavy metal-associated isoprenylated plant protein 39-like. Gene Ontology annotation, molecular function: metal ion binding. Lineage: Eukaryota; Viridiplantae; Streptophyta; Magnoliopsida; Arecales; Arecaceae. The record is from RefSeq and is a predicted model, not a curated record.